CGACCAUCUGCUCCCUAGGACUGCCUAGAAGACCACUCCCGCAGGAGCUUCUUCCCGCCCCCAAAGCAACCCACCAACUCCCCGACAUUAACUUUUUUUUUCUUCCACCACAGAUGGUCCGCACUUCCAAACGCCAAGCUUUAAUCAAAGCUAUCAAAGCGGCCUUGGUGAACGUUCUGAUAGCCGACAUGAUCAAUGAUCUUGUGGGAUUCGACGAGGAUGAUAGCUCGGAUGACGAUUCCACAGACGGAAGCUCACUAGAUGAAGAAGACUUCAAAUGGAUGCAGAUUGAAGAUCUACUAUCUUACCUUCACGCGGUCCACUCACAACGGUACCUUGGUCCUCGUCAACCCACCCAGCCAGCUCCACUAGACCAUGAUCAGAGCGAAAACCUCAUGAUCAACCAAAUCGAUGAUGAGAACUUCAAACAAGAGUUCCGAAUGUCGCGAACUUCCUUCUUGAAGCUAUGCGAGCACAUUUCUAACGAUCCGGUUUUCCAAAACAAUUCGAAUGGUCCGCAACGUCCUGUCAGAGAACAACUGAUGGUGACCCUGAAGCGACUGGGAUGCUCAGGAAAUGAAGCGUCUAUCGACGUGUUGUCGCGUUUCUUUCGACUUGAAACGGGCACGGUGGAGCUGUAUACGAAUAGGUGUCUUAUGGCGAUAUUGCGAUUACGAUCGGAGGUAUUGAAUUGGCCUACUGCGAAGGAACGAAAAGCGAUAUCAGUAGAGCAAGCCAAGGUUGGAUUCAACGGCUGCGUGGGUUUCAUCAAUGCAACUCUUAUCCCGCUCUCCAUAGCUCCCUCCAAGAAUCCUGGCGAUUUCUACUCAACCAAAGGCUUCUUCGCCAUCUCGACUGUGAUUGUUUGUGAUGGACAGCAAAACAUCACCUACUUAUAUACUGGUUGGCCUGGUGGUCCAUCCCUCUCGCGGGUGAUGAGCCAUUCGGGUCUCACAUUGAAGCCGGUCGAUUUUUUCUCGCCGGGGGAAUAUCUACUGGCCAACUCAGCAUUCACCACCACUCCGACUAUUGUGGCCGGUUACAAAAAGCCUAGCCAAGGACAACUCACAGAAGAGGAAGACAGGUUCAACGCCCACCUCCUACGGAGUCAGGCUCUCAUAGAGAACUGUAUAGGCACCCUCAAAGGUAGGUUCCAAAGCCUAAACGGACUUCGCCUCCGAAUCGACGGAAAGAAAGAUCAAAUCAGGGUCAAUGCAUGGAUCAUGGCGUGUGCAGUGCUUCACAACUUCCUCAAUCAGGAAGAUGAAUUUGACUUUGGACAUGUCGUCACGGAAGUCUCGGACAACUCCAACUCGGCGACUAAUCGUACGGCACAGAGAGCUACACUUGGUGGUCAAGAACAAAGAGAAAAAAUCACGAAUCAAGUCCUGGGUUUCCAUGCAUGACCCCUCAGCAAGGAAACAAACUCCUCCUUAAUCCUACCCUAAAAUUCAA
Puccinia graminis f. sp. tritici CRL 75-36-700-3 is the source of this 1455-nucleotide messenger RNA. RefSeq lists its product as uncharacterized. The transcript is spliced from 2 exons. The record is from RefSeq and is a predicted model, not a curated record. The coding region runs from base 114 to 1406 and encodes 430 amino acids. Lineage: Eukaryota; Fungi; Basidiomycota; Pucciniomycetes; Pucciniales; Pucciniaceae.